AAGCUAAAAACUAUUUAUCAAACACCCCCUUAACAAACAAAACGAGAGUAGGAUUUCAAUGCUUCUCUGAAUAUUUUUUGAAUCAAAUCACUCAAAGGACAUGGAGAAAUCUGAGCAAAAACGUCAAGAUGAGGUCGAUUUCAUCAGUAACAUGCCGGAUUCUAUUCUUCUUUUGAUUCUUUCCCGUCUUUCAUUCACAGAAGAAGUGAUUCGGACCAGCAUUUUGUCCAGACGAUGGAAGUAUUUGUGGACUUCAAUUCCCUCCAUAGACUUAUUUUCCCGAUUUCACCGAGAAGACAAGUUCAAAAAAGAGGAAUUCAAAGACUUUGUGUUUUGGGUUUUAGCAAACAGAUCCGUCGAUUUGGAUUGUUUUCAUUUACGUUGUUUUAAUCACUACUCUCUGUCGACAGUGAGGCGGUGGAUUCACUUAGCCGUUACAAGAAACGUCAAACAACUUCACUUGUUGUUUCACCCAGAGGAUGAGGAUGGGGAUGUCGAUAUGCCUCAUUGUCUUGUGACUUGCGGUUCCUUGGAGGUAUUUGGGUUAAUUUUGUGCUAUCGUAGUCUAAGGUUGCCUAAUAUUACGGGGUUUCAGGCACUUAGGCAUCUUCGUUUGACCUAUGUUGACUUAUCGAUAGAUAGCGAUUUGGUGAAAGGUUUUCUGGAAAGCUGUCCUUUGCUUGAGAGCUUGAUUUUUAUAUCCUGUUUCUUGAACGAACACGAUCUUCUUUAUAUUUCAUGUCCGAAGCUAAAAAUACUGAGAAUUGAAAACGAAAAUGAUGAGUUGAUGUGUGACAGCAUUAAGAUUUGUUGCCCAAAACUGGUGGAUUUGGAGUUAAGAGGUCUUGUAGCAAAUAAUUUUUUCUUUGAAUGUCUAGACUCGUUGAAUAAAGCUGAGAUUGAGCCUAAAUUGAUGGGUAACAUCAAAUCUUUAUUGUUUCCUGGAAUUUCUCAUGUGGAACAUUUGUGGAUCAACCUUUACUUCUUUAGUCAGUGCGUUUAUGCUGCACGUGAUCCGGCUCUACCUAAUCUGAAGACUCUGGCACUAACCACAGCAGUUGAUGCGUUCACCAUGGAUGAACUCAUUCGAAUUCUCAAAUAUUAUCCCAAAGUAGAGUCUCUCCAGUUGAUUGUUAAAGAGAAGUUUGAUGGGCCGGAAGAGUGGGAAUUGCAUGAAGGUGAAGCAAGGAGACUCAUGACUCCAGAUUUAAAGUACGUUGCUAUUACUGAUAAAGAGUGUAUUCUUAUGGAAAAGGGGGAAUUGGUGAAAUAA
Messenger RNA from Lactuca virosa, 1273 nucleotides. Lineage: Eukaryota; Viridiplantae; Streptophyta; Magnoliopsida; Asterales; Asteraceae. The record is from the annotation of a GenBank genome assembly.